AAACCACACCCGCCGCUUACAAUUAAUUGUUGUUUUGCUCUGGAUAUUGAUUCUUGGGUGAGAAAUUUGAUUCCUUUCUGUUAGGGUUCUUGAAUCUGGGCAAUUGGGGCUUACUGUGUUAUGGGUUCCGCUGAAUUUCAUCAUUUGCCCAGAAUGAUAAGGCCGGAAAGAGGGGCAAGAAGGUCUUUCUUUGUUGGUUCCACUGUCAAGAAGAAGCUCUCAGACAUCACCAACAUUUUGCCACAACCCAAGUCCGCCAUGGAUAUGAGGAAAGACGAUUCUUUGGAGGACUAUGUCGAUCAUCUUGUCAAGGAAAAUAUGGCGUUAGUGAAACUCUUUCAGGACAAAAACAAAAUAAUAGAAUUGAGCGGAACUGAGAUUCAGAAACUGAGAGUUAAUCUUCAGAAAAUGCAGCUUCAGAACCGGAGUCUUGCUCAGUCAAACAGCCAAAUGACAGCGGAACUUGCCUUCAAUAAAGAAAAGUUAAUGUCACUUCAACAUGAGAUUGCUUGUAAGGAAGCGCUACGCAAAGCAAAGCUAUUGGAAGCAAAGGAAUCAGAAAAUACCAAUGGUGAAAAGCAUGAGAAUCAGGAUGGGGAGGCUGCAACAGUGAAUGCUCUUUCAGCAGGGAAUAUAGAGAACAGCAAACCUAGUAUAGGAAGGCCGCUUCGCCCCACAAGAAGUCGAUCUAUGAGCCAUUCCACUGCUUCCCAACAAGUAGGAAAAGAAGAAGCUGCUGGAAAACGGCGCCGCUUAAGGAGGCAGUCAACCAGUUGCACAACGAAGAAGCAGCAGGAGGAGGAGCCAGUUGAGGACUUGUUUGAGUUAGAAGAAAACAUUCAAGCACAAUUUCUUCAUGAUAAGCAUCCUGCUUCCCAACAACCAAACAGGACUUCCAUUGGAAGGCCGCUGAGGAAAGCAGCUGAGAAGGUUCAGUCCUACAAAGAGACUCCCAUUAAUGUCAAAAUGAGAAGAUCAGAUUGAGCUUCUCUCCUGUGUACUAUUGUAACUGGUUUGUUGUUGUCCAUUACUAAUAGAUACCUUAGUUGUAC
Molecule: messenger RNA, 1052 nt
Organism: Cuscuta campestris
Lineage: Eukaryota; Viridiplantae; Streptophyta; Magnoliopsida; Solanales; Convolvulaceae
Source: the annotation of a GenBank genome assembly